Messenger RNA from Charadrius vociferus (killdeer), 732 nucleotides. It is a transcript of the gene CYGB, whose product is annotated as cytoglobin. The transcript has 3 exons. Bases 23 to 562 code for a protein of 179 amino acids. NCBI's taxonomy places the organism in Eukaryota, Metazoa, Chordata, Aves, Charadriiformes, Charadriidae. Gene Ontology annotation, biological process: oxygen transport. Gene Ontology annotation, molecular function: oxygen binding; iron ion binding; heme binding. The record is from RefSeq and is a predicted model, not a curated record.
AGGAUCGUGCCGGCUGUUUUUCAUGGAGAAAGUCCAGGGAGAAAUGGAGAUUGAGAGAUGGGAAAGAAGUGAAGAGAUUUCAGACGCAGAAAAAAAGGUUAUUCAAGAGACAUGGAGCAGAGUAUAUGCAAACUGCGAGGACGUUGGGGUCUCCAUACUCAUCAGGUUUUUUGUCAACUUCCCAUCGGCCAAGCAGUACUUCAGCCAGUUCAAGCACAUGGAGGACCCGCUGGAGAUGGAGAGGAGCUUGCAACUGCGUAAGCACGCUCGGCGGGUCAUGGGUGCCAUUAACACUGUGGUGGAGAACCUCAAUGACUCCGAAAAGGUCUCCUCUGUUCUGGCCCUGGUGGGCAAGGCCCAUGCCCUCAAGCACAAAGUGGAGCCCAUCUACUUUAAGAAACUCACUGGUGUCAUGCUGGAGGUCAUUGCUGAAGAAUACGCCAACGACUUCACCCCGGAGGCGCACGGUGCCUGGACCAAGAUGAGGACCCUCAUCUACACCCACGUGACGGCGGCGUACAAGGAGGUGGGCUGGGCGCAGUACCCCACCGCCACCCUGUGAGCGGCCAGCGGGGCCGGGCGAGGGGCAGGGAGGGCUUUGCUCACCCCAGGACUUCACUCUGGUCUCUUCUCAAGAUCUUCGCUCAGUCUGGGGAGCCCGGCAGGGUCAGCUCUGCUAGCUGCCAAGUCACAAUUUGAUCUCCAUGGGGUUUAAAAACAAACUAAAUAAGC